AUGCAGCCAGCCUUCUCCGAGUCUCUCAUAGAGGUUACCAAUAGUCCCGCCUUCUCGAAGCCGAAGCUAAGAUUUGCCACAGCAAGGGAGCGUAGAAACUACCUGCUGGACGGGGAGAAAGGAGAAGGACUACAUUACGAUUUAUGGAGAUAUCGACCAGGCCAGAAAUACCACGAGCUCUGGAAGCUCUUGGCUCAGAUAUCGUUUGGUGUAUACCUGCUGCUUAAUGGGAUCGCGAAUAGUAACGAACAGGUGAUUAACAUCCUUCAAGGCCACAUCGACGAGGUAGACGAAUUUCUCGAGACGAUUUUGGAAGACGUCAGCCUUGCGAUACACGAUAUUCAAGAGCGCAUCGACCAUUUAAAGUUGCCAGUGCAGAACAUCAGGACGUUCGAGCAGAUGUUAGAGGACCGUAGUUUUCGUUUACAGGUAGUUACUGGAAACGAGAAGAUCGAACAUAUAAUCUCUCGGACGACCACAUCCCUCGAAGCGAUGGUUGAGGAUAUUGGCGAGGGAUUAGGCGCCACAAAGGAGUUUGCAGCAUAUCUUGGCGACCAGCAGGAUGGAAUAUGGCAACAGCUGCGCCCAGACGUCGGGGAAAUCUUCGACGCCAUGAGAGGGAAUGCCCAGGGCUGGUAUAAGGCCUUUCUUGAAUUACAGCGUACUACGUCAAAUUUGCGCGGGCUGCUCAACAGGCUCGAUCAGAUAGUGGCGGAAAUGAAUUAUCGCGCGGGUGAGGUGAGCCGGAGAACAAGGGCAAGUAUCGUCCCGUUUUCUAGUCCGACAAGCCAGCCCCUACCGAAGAGCGGCUCGCGAAACUCGUCGAUGCGAUCGUCUGAUAGAUGGCUACCGAAAUACGAGCUUUCAAAGACCACAUCUCAAAGAUCCAUAGCAGGUUCGACCGAAACCAGGGAGACGCUCAUGAUUGUCCAGUACAAUGCUCCGAUAGAACCAAUGUCACCCGUGGAGUUAGAGGCGGAUACCGUCCCAAGAAUGGCCAUAACUAUCGAAGAGGGUCUAGAACCUGCCGACGAGGAGGAGGAGGAAAAGGAGAAGAAGGAGGAGCCGCCGGCAGAUGAAGGCCUCUACAUCCUGCAGCCACGGACGUAUACUCCACAGCCACCCGCACCGAUCCCUUCACCAAGAAUACAUAAUUCCUCAUACGAAGAUAUUCCAAUCCAAGACCUUCAAGACCUUCAAAUCGACGACCCUUUAAUCGAAAACCACCCGAUCGAAGAGCCUCCAAUACAUGAUACCCCAGCCGCCAUGCCGGAGGAACAGCCGAAGAGAACAUCGCUGCGACAGAGGCUGUCUCUAAAAGGAAGCAACUUGCCCGAAGCUAUACAGGUACCUUCUCGCAACGCGCCUGAGUUCCAAAGACCUGUAUUUUUGGAUACCCAGUACCAGUCCCCCGGAUAUCUACCUUCGCGUGCCUAUCAAGGCCCGGAUUCUGCCUACGGCUCCGAUAACGAGACUCGACAGCCAAUUCGUUCCGUGACGGAAUAUGGGGAUAUGAUGCCACCACCAAUUUUCUCGGGCACCGCAUUGCCAUCUCCUCGUUCAGAGAGGCAGCAUUACUUCCCAGUGCGAGCAAGUCCCCACUCGCCUCUGCAGCAGAGGCCAUGGACAGCAGGCACGCACAUCCAUGAAGGUCACCUGCGAAAUCAACCUUCGGCCAUGGGAAUGAGCAUGCUGAGCCACGUAACAACACCCCAACCGGAAACUCAGAAGGCGGUAAAGAAGAAGCGUAGUGCGUUUGGAUGGCUCAAGAAAGCCUUCUCACUCGAUGAUGAAGAACGUGCUGAAUUUGAGGCAAGAAAAGCACAGCAAACUCCUAAUCCAUACUAUGAAAGUCGAAGUCCCAAGUAUCUAGAUGGCAAGCGUGUCCCAGACUAUAGGCGUCGUUGA
This is a messenger RNA of Daldinia caldariorum, 1908 nucleotides long. RefSeq lists its product as uncharacterized. Lineage: Eukaryota; Fungi; Ascomycota; Sordariomycetes; Xylariales; Hypoxylaceae. The transcript has 2 exons. Bases 1 to 1908 code for a protein of 635 amino acids. The record is from RefSeq and is a predicted model, not a curated record.